Messenger RNA from Centruroides sculpturatus (bark scorpion), 632 nucleotides. Its product is annotated as protein strawberry notch homolog 1-like. NCBI's taxonomy places the organism in Eukaryota, Metazoa, Arthropoda, Arachnida, Scorpiones, Buthidae. Gene Ontology annotation, molecular function: histone binding; chromatin DNA binding. Gene Ontology annotation, biological process: regulation of DNA-templated transcription. Gene Ontology annotation, cellular component: nucleus. The record is from RefSeq and is a predicted model, not a curated record. The transcript is spliced from 5 exons. The coding region runs from base 39 to 617 and encodes 192 amino acids.
UAUUAAUAAAAACUAUUUUCUUUUCAGAUUACAAUAAUAUGAGCAAGUUUUUAAAUCGUAUACUUGGUAUGGAGGUUCAUUUGCAAAACAGACUUUUCAAAUAUUUUACGGACACAUUAGAAGCUGUUAUUCAGCAUGCCAAAAAAACAGGACGAUGGGAUAUGGGCAUUUUAGAUCUUGGACUGGGAGGAAAUCAAGUUAAACGUAUUAAAUGCAAUGUAUUUGUCAGGAAACAUGCAACUGGAACAGCUAAUAUUGAAUUACAUACAGUAAGUGUUGAAAGAGGAAUGUGUUGGGAUGCUGUAAUGGAUAUAUGGAAGGAAUUAACUGAUAGUAAUGAAGGCUUUUAUUUAUCAAUUCAGACUCGUAAUAACAAGAAGACGGCAGUUUUAGCAGUUGAAGAUUCUGCCAGACGAGUCAAAGACAAACGUGAGAGAGACAAGUUAUAUAGAAUAUACAGGCCUAACACUGGUUUACAAGCAAAACAAGAAACACUCGCAGACUUAAAAUCAAAGUAUCGAAAAGCAACUCCAGACACAGCUCAAAAAUACUGGAAUGACCAAUAUGAUGCUUCAUCAACAGUUUGUAGUCAUGUAUUUUGGUAUGUAAUAAUUUAAAUUGUGAUUAUAUUA